AUGGCCAUAACGCCUCACGUUUUAUGCGUUUUGUUGGUAUUAAUGCCUAUACAAGGAUUUUAUUUACCCGGUUUAGCUCCUGUUAACUACUGCAAAGCUGGUGAAGACAGCGGAAAGUCGUGCAAAAAUGAAAUUCCACUCUAUGUAAAUAGACUGAACACCGAAGAAUCAGUUAUACCAUUUGAAUAUCACCAUUUUGACUUUUGUUUAUCAAAUGAAGCACAGUCGCCAGUGGAGAACCUUGGCCAAGUCGUAUUUGGAGAACGAAUUCGGCCAAGCCCAUACAAAAUAAAUUUCCUUGAAAAUGUUAAUUGUCAAACUGUUUGCACGAAAACCUACAAGGGUUCAGAUACAGAGUCAACAAAAAAGCUAAAUCUUUUGAAAAUGGGCAUGGCUCUAUACUACCAACAUCAUUGGAUUAUUGAUAAUAUGCCUGUCACAUGGUGCUAUUUAGUAAAUGAAGGUGGCAAGUCCUAUUGUAGUACUGGAUUUCCCAUGGGGUGUCAAGUGCGAAGGAAUUUUGAUACAUGCACUCCAAUAGUCAACACGUCGCCCAGUCAAGUUGGUGCAUAUUUUCUGUUUAAUCAUGUUGAUAUUGAUAUUACCUACCACAGUGGUGGGUCAGAAGAAUGGGGUGUUGGUUUUGGAGAUAAUGGGGGUAGAAUUAUAUCUGUUAAGGUUAAGCCAGCUAGUAUCAACCACCAAAACCCACAGAAACCAGAUUGCAGUGUCAGAAAUCCUUUGGAAAUUCCGAACAACCUAGCAACAGAUGAAACAUUUAAUAUAGUCUACACAUACAGUGUGAAUUUCAAGAAAAAUAACACAAUAAAGUGGUCAUCAAGAUGGGAUUAUAUACUCGAAUCAAUGCCACAGACUAAUAUCCAGUGGUUUUCUAUUUUGAAUUCACUUGUGAUAGUUUUGUUUUUGAGUGGUAUGGUUGCAAUGAUUUUAUUACGAACUCUCCAUAAAGACAUUGCCAGAUAUAACCAAAUGGAAUGUGGUGAAGAUGCGCAGGAGGAAUUUGGUUGGAAACUUGUUCACGGGGAUGUGUUUCGACCACCCCGUCGAGGAAUGUUGCUUGCUGUUUUCCUUGGAUCUGGUUCACAGGUAUUUGGUAUGACGCUAGUUACCUUAGCUUUUGCCUGUCUUGGUUUUCUGUCGCCUGCGAAUCGAGGUGCACUAAUGACUUGUGCAUUAGUUGUUUGGGUCCUACUGGGAGCAGCGGCUGGUUAUGUCAGUGCUCGAAUUUACAAGAGCUUCGGUGGUCGACGAUGGAAAAGUAACAUUUUGCUUACCUCUAUGUUGUGUCCUGGGGUGGUCUUCUCGAUAUUUUUCAUCCUAAAUCUGGUUCUGUGGGGCAAAGGAUCAUCCGCAGCAAUUCCCUUCUCAACACUUGUGGCUCUGCUGGCACUUUGGUUUGGAGUCUCUGUGCCACUCACAUUUAUUGGCGCUUACUUUGGCUUCCGAAAAAGGAUUCUUGAUCACCCAGUUCGAACAAACCAAAUCCCUCGCCAAAUUCCAGAGCAGUCUUUGUACACCCAACCUGUGCCUGGUAUCAUUAUGGGCGGGGUUCUGCCUUUCGGUUGCAUCUUCAUACAGCUUUUCUUUAUCCUUAACUCCUUAUGGUCUAGUCAGAUGUAUUACAUGUUCGGCUUUCUUUUCCUCGUGUUUAUGAUUCUCGUGAUAACAUGCUCGGAGACGACCAUCCUCCUCUGCUACUUCCAUCUUUGCGCUGAAGACUAUCACUGGUGGUGGAGAGCGUUCCUCAGUUCCGGAUCAACUGCCGGCUACCUAUUUAUCUACUGUUGCCAUUACUUCGUCACCAAGCUAAAUAUUGAAGACGCCGUCUCGACGUUCCUAUACUUUGGAUAUACGAUGAUCAUGGUCUUUUUAUUCUUUUUACUAACUGGCACAAUCGGCUUUAUGGCCUGCUUCUGGUUUGUCCGGAAAAUAUAUAGCGUCGUUAAGGUAGAUUAA
Messenger RNA from Leptosia nina, 1977 nucleotides. The record is from the annotation of a GenBank genome assembly. NCBI's taxonomy places the organism in Eukaryota, Metazoa, Arthropoda, Insecta, Lepidoptera, Pieridae.